AUGAACAGCUUCUCCCACUCAAACCUCCACCAACGAGACCCGCGCUCCUCUUCCUCCCUCUUCGACUCCUACAGCGGCGACAGAGGCUCUCGGCCUMCCAGCCGUUCMCCUGCCACAAAUGCUACUUCUUCGACCUACGCAAACGCAUAUCCCGGUGCUGUGAGUAAUGGAUACCCGAACGGGGGCGGUGGAUUAUAUCCCGGAGGACAGGGGCAGCAGCAUGGCUACAGGGCUGCGACGCCGAACUCGAGGGGUCAUUAUUCGGAUGCGGUGUUAUCGGAAUUAGAAUCUCAAAACGAUAAUGAAGUCGAAGGAAUCACGGCCAAGGUCAAGGCCCUCAAAGAGCUUACAGUCGCAAUUGGCGACGAAAUCCGCUCUUCAUCCAACCUGGCAGAUACCAUGAACGAAGCCUUCGAUAGCACCCGCGUCCGUCUCCGCGGAACAAUGAACCGUAUGCUGCGCAUGGCCGAACGGACGGGCGUUGGCUGGAAAGUCUGGGUUGGGUUUUUCCUAGCUGUGUUUUUGUUGUUUUCUUAUGUCUGGCUGUUUUGA
This is a messenger RNA of Talaromyces amestolkiae, 552 nucleotides long. RefSeq lists its product as uncharacterized. The transcript is spliced from 5 exons. NCBI's taxonomy places the organism in Eukaryota, Fungi, Ascomycota, Eurotiomycetes, Eurotiales, Trichocomaceae. The record is from RefSeq and is a predicted model, not a curated record. Bases 1 to 552 code for a protein of 183 amino acids. Gene Ontology annotation, biological process: endoplasmic reticulum to Golgi vesicle-mediated transport.